UCUCUCCCUCCCUCCCUCUCUCUCCCUCGGUCGGUCUGCAUCAGCCGGCGAGCAGCUAAUAUGACAGGCGGGAGGAUACAGUAUCACACCGAGCCACGACAAGCUGACUUAAAAACUUCAUUUGGAAAGUAGGCGGAUGUCGUGUGCUGUCGAUAGAUGGAUUAGGGGAAACGGGGGACGAAGAAGCGGCUGUGUUUUUUGAUGCAAUGGGAUUUGCUACUUUCGUGUGAAGAGGCGGACCUGUGAGACGCUGCGAGUUCAAUAUGCUGAAGCUGUACCCGGUGUUUGUAUACUGUACGUGGAAGUACAGGGACUAUAUUCUACAAACAAACAGGCAUACGUAAGGAUACAUAACAGAUAUUCAUUGCAGCGUGUGGAUACCCACGCUUUAAAAGCUACUACCAUUUUUUUUGGCUUUUUUAUUUAUUUAUUUAUUUUUGGACAGGGAAUUCCUUCAGAUAGGCUGCAUGUCUGGAUUCACUACUACGUUUUUGUUUUUUUUCUUAAUUCUUAAUUAAAGAAAUAAGACAUGGGGGUCUCAUUCGUCUUAGCUCCAAGCAGCUCUGGAACAGCAGGUAAACGCAUUAGAGGCUAUUAGUUUUGUUUUGAGGGUGGUCUUCCAUAAGAGUAGUUUAAACUUGCCUUUGACCCACCAUGAACUAUUCUUUUAUCGGCAUUUUUCACGCUCCUGUGAGGUUUUCUGACAGCAGUUAGCCGGUACGUUUAAAACCACUCUACUGCGGAUUUUUUUUUUUUUUUUUUACAGUAAAUUUUGUGGUGCAUUUUUUUUUCCCACUCUAAAAAAAAAAAAUCUACUCAAAAGACUGAUAUAUAUAUAUUUGUAUCUCUUCCCCUCGUGAACCUGACAUUUUUCGGGGUUUCCUCCCCCUCCAUCAACUAUCCCAGUCCUACGGAUACGACUUGCUUUAUUUUCACCUUUUCUCCACCAUGAGUAACAUGCACAUCGUAUUGAAUGUAUUGCUACGUGGACUCGUCAUCUAUGCGGUACUGGGCUUGGAGUGCACUUACUCGAAUGAUCUAGCCAGCCACUCGUCUGAUGCUGCGAAUGUAGCCACCACAGACGCCUGUCUUAUCGUGAUGCCGCCAUGCAUGGGCGAGGACGACCGCUUUAGUCUGGAGGCGCUGCGGCACAUCCACAAACAGCUGGACGACGACAACGACGGGGGAAUAGAGGUCAACGAGAGUGUGGAGUUCAUAAUAGAAGACAUGAAGCAGCAGCAAACCAACAAACACAGCAACCUGCACCGUGAAGACCAGCACAUCACUGUGGAGGAGCUGUGGAAGGGCUGGAAGACCUCUGAAGUCCAUAACUGGACGAUGGAGGACACAGUGCAGUGGCUGACGGAGUCGGUGGAGCUGCCGCAGUACGAGAAGAACUUCCGUGACUUCAGAGUCACAGGGAACACUUUACCUCGAUUAGCGGCUAAUGAACCGUUAUUUAUGUCGAUGCAGCUGAAGAUAUUAGACCAGCGGCAUAAACAAAAAUUAAACCUAAAGGCACUAGAUGCAGUGCUUUUCGGGCCUCCUCUCCGUCCACAACAUAACUGGAUGAAAGACUUUGUCCUGAUGGUUUCCAUAGUGAUCGGUGUCGGGGGCUGCUGGUUUGCCUACGUGCAGAAUAAGUCCAGCAAGGUGCACAUCUCUCAGAUGAUGAAGGAUUUGGAGAGCCUGCAAAAUGCUGAGCAGAGCCUUUUAGACCUGCAGAGCCGGCUGGAAAAGGCUCAGGAGGAGAACCGCACUGUCGCCGUGGAGAAGCAGAACUUGGAGCAGAAGAUGAGGGACGAGAUCAACGGGGCCAAAACAGAGGCUCACAGGCUCCGAGAGCUGCGAGAAGGAGCCGAAUGUGAACUCAGCCGGCUCAAAUACGCAGAGGAGGAGCUCGUACAGGUACGAAAAGCUCUGAAGCGAGCGGAGAAGGAGAUGCAGUCGGAGCGGUCGGUGCCUGAAGCUCUUCAGAAGUGGCUCCAGCUCACACAUGAGGUGGAGGUUCAAUACUACAACAUCAAGAAACAGAACGCUGAGUUUCAGCUCUACAUCGCCAAAGAUGAGGCAGAAAAAAUAAAGAAGAAAAGAAGUUCUCUGUUUGGAACUCUUCAUGUAGCCCACAGCUCAUCACUGGAUGAGGUGGACCACAAGAUACUAGAAGCAAAAAAAGCCCUGUCAGAAGUGACGGCGUGCCUGAGGGAGCGGCUGCACCGCUGGCAGCAGAUUGAGAAGCUUUGCAACUUCCCUGUUGUCAACAACUCAGGGCUACCGAGUCUGACAGCCAGCCUCUACUCGGAACACAGCUGGGUGGUCAUGCCACGGGUUUCUGUGCCUCCGUACCCCAUCGCGGGGGGAGUGGACGAUCUGGACGAGGACACGCCUCCCAUCAUUCCACAGUUCACAACAACCACGAUGAUCCGGCCCCCGCUGACCCGCAGCAGCAGCCUAUGCCGUUCUCGCCGGAGCCUACUCAGCCCGCAGUCCUCACUGAUGUCCCCGGACCCUGAUCUGCUCUCCAUGGCCAGCUCUUCCCUCUCCUAUCGUCCCGAGGCCGAGGACGAACAUAUCAUGUUCAGCUCGGAUAGGAGGGGGUAUGUAGCGGUGGCCGGAACGCCGCGGAAUGGUUUUACAGUUUGGACUCACAGGGAUCCGGCUCAAGAAGGAAGCUCAGACACCGACUCCCUCAGCUCCUCCAUGGGCCGAAAGCAGCUGCACAACACCGACGCCCCGUACCGUAAGAUCUCCCGCGAGGAGCUGCUGCUGUUCAGCCAGACCACAGAGCUCCCUGCAUCCACCCCUGCCACCUCCUCCUCCACCCACACCAGCAGCAGCAGCAGUCUCAGGGACUCCACGCCUCCUCCUCUGCCCCCAACCCCGGCCACCACGCCUUCCGGCCCGCCCUCCACCUCCCCUUCCCCCGCAUUGGAGCACCACCCGUUUGCACACAGCGGCUCGCCUGACCUCACCCGCAUAAUCCCUGAGUCACAGAGCGCGACCUUCUCGCAGGGGAGCGCCACCUCUCCAACGGGCAAAGGCGUGUACAACGGCAUCCUCGAGAAGUCGUACAGCUUCGGCCAGCUUCCCGCCAGCAUGCUCCCCAAUGUGGGGCGCUACCCGUCCCUCACCUCCCUGGACUCGGAAGGCCGGAGCGUGGGAAGGGAAUAUAAGCUCCAGAGCACCUCCUCCCAGGACUCCAGCGAUAAUGGAGAGAAAAUCAAGCGAUCCUCAUCUAAAAUCAAAAGCUUAUUUAAGAAGAAAAAAUAAAAACUUGCAGAGUGAAAUAGUGUAAGAGGGAGAUAAAAUAGAAAGAGUUGUUUUAGCCCGUAUACUUAAAAAAAAAAAGAAGGACAUCACUGCAAGCUAAAACAGUUCAUUGUCUCUCUUAUUUUCUUGUUUUUUGUCUUCAAAGAUGGAAUGUAGCUCAGUCUGGGUGCCUUUUUAAAAAAAAAAAAAAAAAAAACUCGGACUGGUAGCCUUAUUUUUCAAUAAUGCCUUUUUAUUUAGUUCACUCAUAGCCUCACAGGGAAACCUGCAAAGGUCAAGGAAAAUGUCAAUGAAAGGUCAAGGGUCAUGAUAGUUGUCAUCCAGACUGCAAAAAAAACAAAAAAAAAACAAACACGUGACCUCCUCACUGUCUUCUGUCUGUUUUGGUCUUGAAAAGCCACUAUGUGUAAGGGUCUAAAGGUGCAGUCCAUACAUUUAUUCUCAAGCACACAAAGUCCAGAUCUAAAGUCUGCUCUUCCUACUGGACGGAUUUUUAAUCACACCAUCAGUAGUGACAGCAGCAAUAAAGAUAUUUUCUUCCUUAAGUGUCCAAACUACUUCUGCCUGCUCAUAUCGGGGAUUGCAUCUUAUGAAGUCUAAACUACUUGAUUAACCUCCUUUGAAACAAAAAAAACAACAAAACAAAAUCCUGCUAAAAGUUUGUUGCACUACUGCUUUCCUGGUGUUUUGGGGAAAGAGCCGCUGCUUGCGGAGUACAUAUUGAAUAAAGAUAUAGAGAUGAGAGGUACACAUGGGCAGCAGCAGUGAAGAUGCAGAACAGAAAACUACAGAGCCAAAAUGAUCUGAUGCGUCUUCACUGUUACUUCUUAUAGAUGCCUCGAUAUAUGUAAGUAUAUAUAAACUUUGUCUUCACAUUUUUAUGUUGUUAUAGAUGUUUUGAAAUAGAUUUAUAUGGGUGGGGCUUCCUCUAAACUGUCAUUUACAGAUGAAAGUUGAUUGAAUAUGCAGAUUUAACUCCCUGUAAUGUCACUGUCCCUUAUUACUUGAUAGCGUGUUAACUGUAGCCAUACCAAUAUCUCAUUUCCUUUCUUUUUUGUCUUAAACACCCUAAAAUAUUUUGUGUCACUACCAGAUUUUGAUCAAAUCGUCUGUGCAAACAAUUAUUUUGUGCCAUAUUGACGCCAGAUUUAAGGGUAGAGUGCCAGGAAGUCGAAGGAAGUCACAAGAACUUGUUUUUUUUUCCGCAUCUCUCUAUACGUCGACGAUGUGACCUCUUCCAUCAAUAUUUCCAGGCUUUUGAAAAAACGCAAAACACUCAAGAUUAUUUGUAAAAAAAAAAAAGAUUUAAAAAAAAAAAAGAACUUUUUGAUCCAGAUCUGACUGAUACAACCGUUUCUUUUACCCUUUCCAACACACUAUAAGCUCGAAGCCGACCCAUGCAAUACAGCCCCCGUUUCCCCGUUCCUCACCUUUGGGUUUGCACCGAGCGCACUGAUGUCAAGACUCCUGCUUCACACUGUGAUUUCUGCCUUCUACCCUUCAUCCUUUGUCACUGCAACGCAAAAAUGUCAUGUACGACAAAACGACACAAGGAUCCAGUAGUUUUGAUUUUUGAAAUUAAUAUAUAUAUAUAUAUGUAUAUUUGGAUGGUUGUGGCGAUACAGCACACAGUGAAGGAAAUAAAAGACAGAGCUGCAAGACGAGGAGAACAUGAAUGUUUACGAGACAUUAGGGUUUUUUUUUUUUUGGAAAACAUUUUGUGCGUGAAUAUUUGUAUACUGUAGAAGAAUUAAUAAAAAAAAUGGAGGCAUUGGA
Messenger RNA from Labrus mixtus (cuckoo wrasse), 5046 nucleotides. It is a transcript of the gene stim2b, whose product is annotated as stromal interaction molecule 2b. The record is from RefSeq and is a predicted model, not a curated record. Bases 949 to 3270 code for a protein of 773 amino acids. Gene Ontology annotation, cellular component: endoplasmic reticulum; plasma membrane. Lineage: Eukaryota; Metazoa; Chordata; Actinopteri; Labriformes; Labridae. The transcript is spliced from 12 exons. Gene Ontology annotation, biological process: activation of store-operated calcium channel activity; store-operated calcium entry; intracellular calcium ion homeostasis. Gene Ontology annotation, molecular function: calcium channel regulator activity; calcium ion binding; protein binding.